CACAUUGACGCUCGUUACUCCUUCUUCCUCUCUCGCCCGAUUGCACUCCCUCCUAAACUAUGUUUGUUCCUACUCGGCUCCCUUCCUUCUGCCUGUACUAGUUAGUCAUCACCGACUUCUCCCUGCCUUCUCAGCUCGUCCGUCCUAUAUUCUCCACUAGGUUUACGUUACUUACUUGCCAGAAACUUAAGAAUUACUGCCACUUCCUUCUCCGUCAUCCUGAAGAUCUCCCGUCUCGUUGUGCUUUGCUGGGGAUGAUGAUGAUAAUGUUGAUAAUGUGUUACCUAGGAGCCUCUGGGAGGAAAAGGAACUGGAUGCAGACCCCUUGCCUUCGAGGUUCAAGUUUAUUGGAGAAUGGCUGAAGGACUGAGGAGGCCUGCCUGAGGCCAGCUGGCAGGGAAAGACAACAUGAGCCUGUAUUAUGGGAGAAUCAGAAAAGCCCUGGCCCAGCCUCAGUUGUUUGGAACUGCGUGUUUCCCUCGAGGUGCUCUGCCAGUUUCCGCUUCCGUGCCUCCACACGUGCUACUUCCACUGCCUGGGUUUCACUUCCUCCAGCUGAAUAAGGCUUUGUCCAGAGUCUGCAGGCCUCCUGGAGGGCCUGCCUCCUUCUCUCCAAGGAUGAGUCUCCAGGGGAUGUUCUGCUUCUCCCUGGGGCUCCUGUUCGGCUCUGUGCUCCUGGUGGCAUCAGCCCCAGCCAUGUCGGAAUCUCACGGCUGCAGCAACAAGGAGCAGCAGGUCACCGUCAGCCACACCUACAAGAUCGACGUGCCCAAAUCUGCCUUGGUCCAGGUGGAAGCUGACCCUCAGUCCCUCGCUGAUGAUGGGGCCUCUCUCCUGGCCCCAGGGGAUGCUGGAGAGGAACAGAACAUCAUCUUCAGGCACAAUAUACGCCUGCAGACACCACAGAAGGACUGCGAGUUGGUGGACAGCAUCCAGGACCUACUGGCCCGAGUGAAGAAGCUGGAAGAAGAGAUGAAGGAGAUGAAGGAGCAAUGUAGUGUACAGCACUGCUGCCAAGGAGCUGCUGAUGUGAGUCGCCUCUGCAGCGGCCACGGGACCUUCUCCCCGCAGACCUGCAGCUGCCACUGCGAGCAGGGCUGGGAGGGCGCCGAGUGCGAGCGGCCCGCCUGCCCCGGGGCGUGCAGCGGCCACGGGCGCUGCGUGGACGGGCGCUGCCUCUGCGACGAGCCGUACGUGGGGGUCGACUGCGGCUACCCCGCCUGCCCCGGGAACUGCAGCGGGAACGGCGUGUGCGUGCGCGGCGUCUGCCAGUGCCACGAGGACUUCAUCUCGGAGGACUGCAGCGAGCGGCGGUGCCCCGGAGACUGCAGCGGCCACGGCUUCUGCGACACGGGGGAGUGUUACUGCGAGGAGGGCUUCACGGGCCUCGACUGCGCCAAGGUGGUCUCCCCUCAGGGCCUGCAGCUGCUCAGGAGUACUGAGGAUUCCCUGCUGGUGAGCUGGGAGCCCACCAGCGAAGUGGACCACUACCUGCUCAGCUACUACCCCCUGGGGAGGGAGCUCUCUGGGAAGGAGAUCCAAGUGCCCAAGGAGCAGCACAGCCAAAAGAUCCUUGGUUUGCUGCCGGGAACCAAGUACAUUGUCACCCUGCGCAAUGUGAAAAAAGAGGUUUCCAGCAGCCCGCAGCAUCUGCUUGCCACCACAGAUCUUGAUGUGGCUGGCACUGCUUGGGUGACAGAUGAGACUGAGAGCUCUCUCGACGUGGAGUGGGAGAAUCCCCCGUCCGAGGUGGAUUACUACAAGCUGCGGUAUGGCCCCCUGACAGGGCAGGAGGUGGCUGAGGUCACCGUGCCCAAGAGCAGUGACCCCAAGAGCCGAUAUGACAUCACUGGUCUGCAGCCCGGGACGGAGUAUAAGAUCGUAGUUAUCCCCAUGAGAGAAGAACUGGAGGGAAAACCAAUUCUCCUGAAUGGCAGGACAGAAAUUGAUAGCCCAACCAAUGUGGUCACUGAUCGAGUGACGGCAGACACGGCCGCUAUCUCCUGGGACCCAGUGCAGGCGGUCAUAGACAAGUACGUGGUGCGUUAUACCUCCCCUGAUGGGGAGACCAAGGAGACGGCGGUCCCCAAGGACCACAGCAGCACCGUGCUGACGGGCCUGAGGCCGGGAGAGGCGUACAAAGUCCACGUGUGGGCUGAGAAGGGCGACCAGGAGAGCAAGAAAGCUGACACCAAGGCCCUCACAGAAAUUGACAGCCCAACAAACUUGGUUAUGGACCGGGUGACGGAGAACACGGCCACCGUCUCCUGGGACCCGGUGCAGGCCGUCAUCGACAGGUACAUGGUGCUCUACACCUCUGAGGAUGGAGAGACCCAGGAGGUGCCCGUGGGGAAGAAGCAGAGCAGUGCUGUGCUGACGGGCCUGAGGCCAGGUGUGGAGUACACGGUGUACGUGUGGGCCGAGAGGGGCGACCAGGAGAGCAAGAAAGCGGACACCAAGGUCCCGACAGAAAUUGACAGCCCUAAAAACCUGGUGACUGACCAGGUGACGGAGAACACGGCCACCGUCUCCUGGGACCCGGUGCAGGUCGACAUCGACAGGUACAUGGUGCGCUACACCUCUGAGGAUGGAGAGACCCAGGAGGUGCCCGUGGGGAAGGAGCAGAGCAGUGCUGUGCUGACAGGCCUGAAGCCAGGUGUGGAGUACAAGGUGUACGUGUGGGCCAAGAGGGGUGACCAGGAGAGCAAGAAAGUGGACGCCAAGGCCGCAAUAGACAUUGACAGCCCUAAAAACCUGGUGACUGACCGGGUGACAGAGAACACGGCCACUGUCUCCUGGGACCCGGUACAGGCCAACAUUGACAGGUACAUGGUGCUCUACACCUCUGAGGAUGGAGAGACCCAGGAGGUGCCCAUGGGGAAGGAGCAGAGGAGCGCCGUGCUGACGGGCCUGAGGCCAGGUGUGGAGUACACGGUGUACGUGUGGGCCAAGAGGGGCGACCAGGAGAGCAAGAAAGCAGACACCAAGGUCCCGACAGAACUUGACAGCCCUAAAAACCUGGUAACUGACCAGGUGGCGGAGAACACGGCCACCGUCUCCUGGGACCCGGUGCAGGCCGACAUCGACAGGUACAUGGUGCGCUACACCUCUGAGGAUGGAGAGACCCAGGAGGUGCCCGUGGGGAAGGAGCAGAGCAGCAUCGUGCUGAAGGGCCUGAGGCCAGGUGUGGAGUACACGGUGUACGUGUGGGCCAAGAGGGGCGACCAGGAGAGCAAGAAAGCAGACACCAAGGCCCCAACAGACAUUGACAGCCCUAAAAACCUGGUGACUGACCGGGUGACGGAGAGCACGGCCACUGUCUCCUGGGACCCGGUGCAGGCCGACAUCGACAGGUACAUGGUGCGCUACACCUCUAAGGAUGGAGAGACCCAGGAGGUGCCCGUGGGGAAGGAGCAGAGGAGUGCCGUGCUGACGGGCCUGAGGCCAGGUGUGGAGUACACGGUGUACGUGUGGGCCAAGAGGGGCGACCAGGAGAGCAAGAAAGCGGACACCAAGGCCCCGACAGACAUUGACAGCCCCCAAAACCUGGUGACUGAUCAGGUGACGGAGAACACGGCCACCGUCUCCUGGGACCCGGUGCAGGCCGACAUCGACAGGUACAUGGUGCGCUACACCUCUGUGGAUGGAGAGACCCAGGAGGUGCCCGUGGGGAAGGAGCAGAGCAGUGCUGUGCUGACAGGCCUGAGGCCAGGUGUGGAGUACACGGUGUACGUGUGGGCUGAGAGGGGCGACCUGGAGAGCAAGAAAGCGGACACCAAGGCCCCAACAGAACUUGACAGCCUUAAAAACCUGGUAACUGACCAGGUGACGGAGAACACAGCCACUGUCUCCUGGGACCCGGUGCAGGCCAACAUUGACAGGUACAUGGUGCACUACACCUCUGAGGAUGGAGAGACCCAGGAGGUGCCCGUGGGGAAGGAGCAGAGCAGUGCUGUGCUGACGGGCCUGAAGCCAGGUGUGGAGUACACGGUGUACGUGUGGGCUGAGAGGGGCAACCAGGAGAGCAAGAAAGCAGACACCAAGGCCCCCACAGAAAUUGACAGCCCGAAAAAUCUGGUGACUGACCGGGUGAUGGAGAACACGGCCACCGUCUCCUGGGACCCGGUGCAGGCCGACAUCGACAGGUACAUGGUGCGCUACACCUCUGCGGAUGGAGAGACCCAGGAGGUGCCCGUGGGGAAGGAGCAGAGCAGCAUCGUGCUGACGGGCCUGAGGCCAGGUGUGGAGUACACGGUGUACGUGUGGGCCAAGAGGGGCGACCAGGAGAGCAAGAAAGCAGACACCAAGGCCCUGACAGAAAUUGACCCUCCCCAAAACUUUCAUCCAUCCAAUGUGACACGGUCUGGUGGGGUAUUGACCUGGACACCCCCCUCUGCUCAGAUCGAUGGCUACCUUAUGACCUACCAAUUCCCAGAUGGCACUGUCAAGGAGGUACAGCUUGGACAGUGGGACCAGAGGUUUGCAUUGCAAGGCCUUGAGCAGGGUGUCACCUACCCCAUGUCCUUGGUUGCCUUUAAGGGCGAUCGCCGGAGCAGGAGUGCAUCCACCACCCUGUCCACAGUUGGUGCCCGUUUUCCACACCCUGCGGAUUGCAGUCAGGUCCAGCAGAACAGCAACGUCGCCAGCGGCCUGUACACCGUCUACCAGCACGGUGAUGCCAGCCGGCCCCUGCAGGUGUACUGUGACAUGGACACCGAUGGAGGCGGCUGGAUUGUCUUCCAGAGGCGGAACACUGGGCAGCUAGAUUUCUUCAAGCGUUGGCGGAGCUAUGUGGAAGGCUUUGGCGACCCCAUGAAGGAGUUCUGGCUUGGACUUGACAAGCUACACAAUCUCACCACUGGGACUCCUACCCAGUAUGAGGUGAGAGUGGACUUACGGACUGCCAAUGAGUCUGCCUACGCUGUGUAUGAUUUUUUCCAAGUGGCCUCCAGCAAGGAGCGGUAUAAGCUAACAGUAGGGAAAUACAGAGGCACGGCAGGGGACGCUCUCACUUACCACAAUGGAUGGAAGUUUACAACUUUUGACAGAGACAAUGAUAUCGCCCUCAGCAACUGUGCCUUGACGCAUCAUGGCGGCUGGUGGUACAAGAACUGCCACCUGACCAACCCCAACGGCCGGUACGGGGAGACCAAGCAUAGUGAGGGGGUGAACUGGGAGCCGUGGAAAGGACAUGAAUUCUCCAUUCCUUUUGUGGAGUUGAAAAUCCGCCCUCAUGGCUACAGCAGGGAGCAUGUUCUGGGGAGAAAGAAGCGGGCGCUAGGAGGGAAGACGAGAACGUUCUGAAGGCCCAGCUGCACAGUCGUCGCAAGAGACAAGAGCGGCUCGGGUUGGGGCUGUGUAAGCUUGGGGUGGGGUGGGCAGAGACGACUGGCUAAUGGCAGUUUGAGGGAUGCACGUAGACUUUAGUUUCUGAGAUCACUGAUAACCUGCAGGACCUCUGUAAUUCAAAGCGUGUCACCAAGUUCAAAUCAUAGAGGUUUCUGCCCUGUCACCUGCAUUUUUGCCCAUGUGAUGUUAUCUAUACUGGGGUUUCUGAAAACCAACAAAAUAAUAAUUGCACAGUGUGUAUGGGAAAGAUGGCACUGGAACUGCAAAGAUUCUCAGCCAGUCUCCUGUAAAAAAUAUAUUGGAUUAGGGCAAAAAUAAAUAAAUGAAUCCUCCAGCACUUCACCAGUUAGAAAGCUCUAGGAAAAAUAUUUUUUUUUUUCUUUUUUUAAAAAAGCUCUGAUAAUGCAAAUCUUCUUUCUGGAAAGAAUCACCAACGAGGGGAUCUGGUUACCAAGGGGUCAGCACUAAGGUGGCUCAAUGCUAGUUAUCUCCUGUUCCCACUGGGUUUUGAGGAAAAAGUUGUCCAUCUCUCCCCUUUCCUUCAAUUGCUGAUGCCAUGAGGAAGAAUAAAGAGAACAAAAAAGGGACCAAGAUGGAUUUGCAUUUAGCUAAAUUCUACUAGUAUCCAGCAUGCUAGAAACCAAAGCUUCUACUUUACUGCUAUUUUUAAGUGCCCCCUUUCCAGCCAUUUGCAUAAUCACUUUCAUAGAUCUGCAUAUGUUGUGAAUAAAUUCUCACUCAUUUCAGCUUUAAGCUAUUUGACUCUUUUGAUAAUUGGUACCGCCCAAAGACUCUUUUCUACAACUCCCUUUCAUGCCCCUUAAACCCUCAGUGCCUCCCUUUCCCGGCUCCCCACUCUUUUGGACUCAGACCUCACUGAAGUUGCUCACCUCUUUGAGGCUUACUGUUUGAAUGGAGACUUGGCAAGGUCAGAUCCUGUUUACUUAUUUUCCCAUCAUUUUGGAAGGUUUUCUGUAGUGAAUUCAGUGGCUUAAAUUCCUAUUCAAGAAAAAAAAUAAA
Messenger RNA from Choloepus didactylus (southern two-toed sloth), 6369 nucleotides. It is a transcript of the gene TNN, whose product is annotated as tenascin N. The coding region runs from base 409 to 5304 and encodes 1631 amino acids. Lineage: Eukaryota; Metazoa; Chordata; Mammalia; Pilosa; Megalonychidae. The transcript is spliced from 24 exons. Gene Ontology annotation, molecular function: protein binding. The record is from RefSeq and is a predicted model, not a curated record.